This is a messenger RNA of Effrenium voratum, 900 nucleotides long. Lineage: Eukaryota; Dinophyceae; Suessiales; Symbiodiniaceae. The record is from the annotation of a GenBank genome assembly.
GUCCUGCAGAGAGUUCUGCAGUCCAGCGCAACGAUGGACUGGCCAACGUGCGGUUCCUUCCUGGAGAGCGUGGGCGCGCACUGGAGCCAGGUGGACGGCUGGUCCGGCGGCCAGGUCCUGGUGGAGUUCACUCGUUUCCUGCAGAUGAAGGUGGAGCUCAUGGAUCGCGACUGCGGAUGCGGCAAGUUCAGCGGGACUUACGGCUUCAGCCGCUCGGUGGCGGAGCCCAGCGAUCUGCUGCAGGCGCUGGCGCUGCUGCUGAACCUCUCGGAGCGGCUGAUGCCUUUGGCGCUGGAGCUGACGCAACAGGACUGGGUGCGGGUGGAGCAGUCGCCGUAUGGGCGUCUGUAUUUGGGAGCGAUCCCCGUUCUGCUUGAUGAGGCCUGGCAGCUCCUCUGCGCGGUGUCGGUCUUUGUCCGAGACCUCUUGUGGCAGGUGCAUGCCGCCGCCAAGUUCGGGGACAGGGAGGAGCAAAGUGAGCCCCCUUGGCUGCAGCUGGCCCUCCAUCUGCUGCAGGCCCAGCCCCGCUUCGCGAAGUUCCACAGCGCAAUGUGCGACUUCGUCGCCCACUGCCACCAGCUCCGGUGCAGCGGCUUCUCGGAAUUGGCGCCGCCGUACAUCAUCCCGGCGGUGCCGCAGGCUUUGCUGAAUCUCUUCGCGGACUUCAAGGACCUGGUUGCGGGCUACUGCGCUAAAGAAAAGGCACCCAGCGCGCCUCUCGCCGCCAAAGCUGCGGCCAGCGGCGAUGAUCUCAGUGCGUUGUCAACGGACGCAGGUACAACUGCAGGCGCGGCGGUGUCCGCCGCCAGCUGGCCUUCCGCACGGGUGCUGGACGCCUUGAAGACGGUGGACAGCUGGGGUCGCCGCUGCUCGCCAGCGAGCCGGAAGAAGAAGGCGUGA